GCUGCCCGCCCGCCGCCCGCGCGCCCCCGGCAUGAUCCGCGGCGCCUGGAUGUCCCCCCGCGGGGGCGCCGCCGGCGGGGCCGUGUGCUGCGCGCCGCGCCGCAGCGACAAGCCGGUGGCCGACCCCGAGCGGGCGCAGAAAUGGCGCCUGUCGCUCGCCUCGCUCCUCUUUUUCACCGUGCUCCUCUCCGACCAUCUGUGGCUCUGCGCCGGGGCCAAGCUGNGCUUCUUCGCCUCGCCCUCCUCCAAAAGGACCUUCCUGCAGGCUUACUUCAGGAACUUCAACCUCUCCUUUUGUGAUACUUACACGAUCUGGGACCUGCUGCGGGAGAUGGCCGGCCCCGACGGCCUGGACUGCAGCCUGGACAACCUGAUGGUGGACCUGGUGGUGGCGGCGGCCGGGGCGCUGGACGGGGAGGCCUGUAGCAGCUGCGUCCAGGCGUACCAGCGGCUGGACCAACACGCUCAGGAAAAAUACGAGGAGUUCGACCUCUUGCUGGAGAAGUACUUGCAAUCGGAAGAGUACUCGGUCAGAUCCUGCCUGACGGACUGCAAGGCUGUCUACAAGGCGUGGCUGUGCUCCGAGUACUUCAACGUGACCCAGCAGCAGUGCCGGCAGCGGAUCCCAUGCAAGCAAUACUGCCUGGAGGUGCAGACCAGGUGCCCCUUCGUGUUACCGGACAAUGAUGAGCUGAUCUAUGGAGGUUUGCCUGGCUUCAUCUGUACGGGCCUGCUGGAGAACCAGCUGCCCGACGAGGAGGCCAAGUGCUGCGAGGUGCAAUGGGACUCCUGCGAACACCCCCCAGACAGCAACGAGGACACAUCCCCCAAAUCCACGGCGUCAGAGUCGCUCCAUUUCCACCGCCACGACCCCCACCUCCAUCACCAGAGGCAGAACCACUACCACCUCUACCACCACCACCACCACCAGUACCACCAGUACCACCAGCCUCACUCCCCGUCCUUGCUGCCGGUCUCUGCGGGGUCUCGCCUCGGCAGCAGCAGGAUCAGACUGUGCGUGCUGGUCCUGAUGCUCCUCCACACCAUGGUGUCCUUCUCGAGCGUGCACGGCGGCGCCGGGGGGCUCGGCCUGGAGACCCCGCCCGCCCUGGAGGAGAGCGUGGCACGGGACGAGUGACACAGAGGGCAGAGCCGACCUCCAAGGAGAACGCCAGAUCUUUUCCCAUAAGGGGGGCACAUGCUAUUCCUCCAAUGGGAGGCACGGGAUUGGGGGUGGCACACACGCACCCCCGCACAUCCCCCAAGAGCUGCUCGCGCGGGGCAUCCCCGUGGUGAAGAGUCUCUAACGCGCACAGGGCUGCGGGACCCGGCGCCAGAAGGGUUCGGGCAGGGCCAGCAUUGCCGGCCCCGCAGGCGUCGGGCGGGCAGGAACGGCACGGGGCCGGGGAGACCGAGGGGAGGGGUCCCUGGGAAUCGAAGGGUGUCCCCAUGGGACUGCCGGGUGUCCCCCGGCCGCUGCCGCGAGUGCCUUGAGUGCCCGCGCCUCCCCGCCCGCGCCGUGCCGAGGUUUGACGGUCAGCCCAGCCCUCGUUCCUUUUCUCCUGGGUCUGAAUCCCGAGGGAGCAGGCGGAGGGGCAGCACCUCCCGGCACAGCCUGGCCCACUCCUGUCCCAGGGAAAAGCCACUGGGGCUCGGGGCAGAACCACCCUGGCGGGGCGCAGUGUCCUCAGCACGGCGCUGCCUCGCUGGUGGCGUUUGGGGACAGGAGUGGGACGCUGUGACACUGCACUGUGGUACCACUCGGGGUUGGUCUCACUGCAUCCCAGCUUGCUCUUCCCGCCUUGCCUUUCCUGCUCCUCUAUGUGAGGAGGAGGAGGAGAGGGAGGAGGCUUGGAGCAGGAGGGAUGUCCCCAGCAUUCCCACAUCCCACUUUGCAAAGUGUCCUGAUGAUUUGGUGUAACCUUUUUUGUUGUCCUCCCUGGCUGGUGGGACUGGUCUCAGUGAGGAAUUGGGGAGAUGUGACUCCAGCAGCACACAGGCUGUGAGGGAGAGGGAUCCCACGUGGCAACAGUUGGAUGCAGGGAAUCCCAAAGGCAUCCUUCCAUGCUUCCCAGCUACAAAUCAUUGACUGGAUGGCAGGAGGACUGGGCAAGCGGGCUGGAGAAAUCUGGCUUGGAGGGAGAGUCUCCCACACAAAGAGGCACUAAUAAAGCCCAGCUAGGGAGGAGCAUUUUUGUGAAUAGUUUCAAUCCAUGGAUGCCCCCAGAUCCGGAAAUUUCUGGGAGCCCAGCUGGACUUGGCUGGGCAAGGUGCUGGCUGGUGUAGCCUCAUUCGGCUCACUUGGGGUGGUUUUUUAACCUGAGCUCAGCAUAUCCAGGGAUUCAGCCCCAAACAAACAUCAGAUCCCUAGGAUCUGAUCCCCAGGUCAUUUCCUAGGAAACUCCCAAUUCUCCACCCACCCACCAGAACUGCUCCCAGCAUGGACACUGCGAGGUGGUGCCUCCAGGCCAGGCACCAGGGGCUGUAAUUUGUCCUGGGUGUGGGCAGGGAAGGAAGAGAGGGUGUUUUAGCACAAGGUCACGAGUUGGGUGUGAGCCCACUCCCAGCUCCCCGAGGGGCUGGGAUGGUCCCUCUGUUUCCAGGCUGGCUCUUGACAGGAACCUACAGCAGAGCCCUGCGUGGGUCAUUGCAGGAGACAGGGAUGGAGCAGGAGGAAUGUCCUGCACCCCAAAUUGAUCUCGGAUCCCUGUGAGGGUUCAAGAAGUCCCAGAGUUGAUGAUCUGUAGGAGUUUUGUGGUUUCUGGUCUGUUGAGGUGAAGCAAAACCAAGCAGAGCCCCGUGAGCAGAGCCCCAUGAGCAAAGCUACUUCCUGCCUGGCUGGAAGAAGGAAGUACCAGGCAUCUCGUGGGAAGCACAGGUUUCCUGACAUUUCCAGCCCAUUUCCAGACCAAAGAGGCUCUGAGAAGCAGCUGAAUGUUUGAUUCCUGCUUUGACUUGAAUCUCAGAGCUUUGGGGUGAUGUUUACACACCACCAGUUGCCUGUUCCUAAAGUCCUGCAGAGACGAGGCCUGUGAUCCCAUUGUCCCAUGGUUUUUGGGGUGGGAGAGGUGGUGCUCAUGGAAGAUGGAGAGUGUUUCCAGAGCAGAUUCCCUUGCUACUGCCACCCAAAAAGUAGGAUGUCUCUCAUUUGACUAUUCCUCAUCCAUCUAAUUUCAGCCCAGUUGACACCAAUCAGAACAGUUGGACAUGGAGCAGUUCUGCAAACCGGGAUCCAAUCCCUUGGUUUUCUGUGAGCAGUGGAUUGUGGAGCUGCUCUGAGAAGGAGCAAAAGCUCCCAUGCAGGCCAGGGGAGGGAGCACAGCCCCAUCCCUGCCUCCAGACAGCCGGAUCCCGAAGGAAAUUAGAUUUCUCCUGUACUGCCAAGAGUUAAGCUAAUUCCAGGCGCCUCUCUCGGAGAUAGACUGUGUCCAAUCUCGGAGCGACUCAUCGGGAGAGAGAAGAAUGGCCCAGUGUGGUGCGUCAGCAAGUGGCCCUGAGUCACUGGCCCUGUUCAUGUGUCAUGUGUGACACUGAGCAGCGUGGCCCGGCCUCAGUCCCUGCACCACAUCCGGAUCCGGCACCUCCCUGGGGGUGCGCGUCCUUCUCCCUGCCCUGAACCCUUGUGUCCUGCUGGUGAUGGAGCGCCAGGCCAGGCUUGGGGGUGGUGAUGUGAGGCUCCCAGAGAAGUUGUGGAAGUGUCCAAGGCCAGGUU
Molecule: messenger RNA, 3712 nt
Organism: Pyrgilauda ruficollis (rufous-necked snowfinch)
Lineage: Eukaryota; Metazoa; Chordata; Aves; Passeriformes; Passeridae
Gene: NALF2
Product: NALCN channel auxiliary factor 2
Exons: 4
Coding region: 32-1138 (368 amino acids)
Biological process (GO): calcium ion import across plasma membrane
Cellular component (GO): plasma membrane
Molecular function (GO): stretch-activated, monoatomic cation-selective, calcium channel activity
Source: RefSeq, a predicted model, not a curated record